GGCUAGGGACUCAGUCGUUUAUGAUCAUGGCCCAAUCCGCUUGUCGCAGGAAAGGAAAAUACCGCCAGCCAAAGCGAGUGCAAGUCCAUGAUGAAGAAGGCUGGACUCAUAUCACGACUACCCAACGAACGACAUCAAACAAGCUCUGCCUACCUCCCAUCAAAGACCUAUUAGUUCCAGCCGAACCCCCUGAUGGUUUGACUUUCAAGAAACUGAAGAAGCAGUUUCAAUGGCACAAAAGAUGUUGGGAGGGGUCACAGAGCUGGCAGGCUAUCAAGGCGGCCUUAGACAAUGGUCUUUUAGCCGGCGCUGCUAGCAGAAUCGACAACUGCGUCUGCGUUGGUUUGGGGAGCCCCAGUGGAUUCCUAAGAGGCGGGUGGGUUGACCGCAGGGCUGUAUCCCUAUACCAACUUGCGGCAUUAGUGACAAUGCUAGAAUAUUUUGCCAACGAAAAUAUUCUAUUGACUUCCGUCAAAGACUGCUCUGCCCAGGAUCCCGUUUUCAACACACUGGAUAAACAGCUGCUCGAAUCUACUGGCAUCCGCGUCGUCGAGCACCCCGCGGCCUUUACUCUAAUAAACGAUCGCACAUUCCUAUACUCACCCGGUGCGGAAAGAGUUCACCUUCUAGAUAUGCUGGCGUCGAACCCUACCCUUUUUUUUGGUGGCCCGCUGGACGAUGGGACCUUAGUUGGACUGCCCGAUGACAAUAAAGGAGUCCUGUCAGGAUUCCUGGGUACGAGACGGUCAAUGUCACUUCCGCCCUUCGACCCGAAUAUAAACGCUUUUUGGAAAUCAAGCUUGUUUUGGAGACCCGGGGACACCUGAUGCGUUAUUUU
This is a messenger RNA of Histoplasma capsulatum G186AR, 838 nucleotides long. RefSeq lists its product as uncharacterized. Bases 27 to 827 code for a protein of 266 amino acids. The record is from RefSeq and is a predicted model, not a curated record. NCBI's taxonomy places the organism in Eukaryota, Fungi, Ascomycota, Eurotiomycetes, Onygenales, Ajellomycetaceae. The transcript has 3 exons.